AUGGCGAACAUCGCGGGGCAGCUAAAACGUGGAAUCUCGAGGCAAUUCUCCACUGGAUCGCUUCGACGUACGCUUAGCCGUCAGUUCACGCGUCAGUCAUCGCACGAUCCUCGCCGGAACAAUAUGCGAUUCAGCUUCGGCCGGCAAUCUUCUCUCGAUCCGAUUCGCCGGAGUCCAGACGGCUCUGGCCGUCCGCAGCUCGCCGUCCCCGAUAACCUCGACGCCACUAUGCAGCUCCUCUUCGUGGCCUGUAGAGGAGACGUGGAAGGUGUCCAGGAUCUGCUCGACGAAGGGAUCGACGUCAAUAGCAUCGAUCUCGACGGUCGAACCGCUCUCCACAUCGCCGCCUGUGAAGGCCACGUCGACGUUGUGAAGCUCCUCCUCACUAGGAAGGCCAACAUCGAUGCUCGUGAUCGUUGGGGAAGCACGGCAGCUGCUGAUGCUAAGUACUAUGGUAACAUAGACGUUUUCAACAUUUUGAGAGCCCGUGGAGCCAAAGUUCCGAAAACCAAAAGGACGCCGAUGGUUGUGGCGAAUCCUCGUGAAGUUCCUGAAUACGAGUUAAAUCCACAAGAACUUCAAGUUCGGAAAGCUGAUGGUAUCUCAAAGGCAAGAGCUCUUUGCUUCAUAUUUCGUCUGGCUAAAUGGAAUGGGACUAAGGUAUCUGUAAAGAUACUUGAUAAAGAUCUCUACAAGGACCCUGAAACCAUAAAUGCCUUCAAACACGAACUUACUUUAUUCGAAAAGGUUCGUCAUCCUAAUGUUGUGCAAUUUGUUGGAGCUGUUACUCAAAAUGUCCCCAUGAUGAUCGUAUCUGAGUAUCAUCCUAAAGGUGAUCUCGGGAGCUAUCUUCAAAAGAAAGGACGCCUUUCUCUAUCCAAAGUUCUAAGAUUUGCCCUGGAUAUAGCCAGGCAUGUACCUUUUGUUUUGCAAGAUUGUGCCAGAAAUCUUAUGCUCGAUAAUGGAGGACACGUGAAGGUGGCGGGAUUUGGAUUGAUAAGUUUUGCAAAGUUAUCAUCUGAUAAAUCAAGAAUCCUUAAUCAUGGAGCACAUAUAGAGCCUUCAAAUUACUGUGUGGCGCCUGAGAUUUACAAAGAUGGGAUAUUUGACAGGAGUGUGGAUUCAUACUCUUUUGCUGUCGUAUUGUAUGAGAUGAUUGAAGGAGUACAACCUUUCCACCCUAAGCCCCCAGAAGAGGCAGCGAAGCUAAUGUGCUUAGAAGGAAGAAGACCUUCGUUUAAGGCCAAGUCCAAAAGUUGUCCCCAAGAGUUGAGAGAAUUGAUUGAGGAGUGUUGGGAUACGGAAACUUUUGUUAGGCCGACAUUUUCUGAGAUCAUAGUUCGACUGGACAAGAUAUUUACACACUGCUCAAAACAGGGAUGGUGGAAAGAUACGUUCAAGUUUCCUUGGUAA
Molecule: messenger RNA, 1413 nt
Organism: Thlaspi arvense
Lineage: Eukaryota; Viridiplantae; Streptophyta; Magnoliopsida; Brassicales; Brassicaceae
Source: the annotation of a GenBank genome assembly